CAGAUGACGCGGGGCGAAAUUGUGCGCUCGUUUCCGAGUCGCUCGCCACGCUCAACUGGAUGUCGCCCGCUCCCCACCACUGCGCUGCAUCCCAUUAGCCUGCCCACCGGGUUUGCAUGUCGCAGCAAUCUCCCAGUUUCUUCCCUACACCCGCGAUAGACCAUGCAUUUGCUGGCUUGGGAGCCGGUGUCGUCGCGGUGCUGUGCAUGCACCCCUUGGACCUCCUCAAAAUCAAAUUCCAAGUAGCGACUGACAAGCCGCGAGGCGGCCUCGGAAAACAGAUUUGGCUGUCGCUCAAGGACAUCAAGACCCAGCAGGGAUGGCGAGGCCUCUAUAGAGGUGUGGGCCCCAACAUCACGGGCAAUGCUUCCAGCUGGGGGUUGUACUUCUUGUUUUACAACAUGCUCAAGAACCGAGCCACCGGAGGGGAUCCGAAUUACAAACUUUCCUCUGGCUCUUAUCUGCUAUAUUCUGCGGAAGCGAGUGCCGUGACGGCCGUCAUGACAAAUCCCAUAUGGGUCGUCAAAGUGAGGAUGUUUACCACGAGGCCGGACACUCCGCAGUCUUACCGAGGUCUUUGGGACGGCCUGAAGACCAUUCAUCGGACGGAAGGCAUACGCGGUUUAUAUCGGGGCACAUCAUUGGCACUCUUCGGCGUAAGCAACGGUGCAAUGCAGUUCAUGGCAUACGAGAAGAUGAAAGAAUGGGGGUUCGAGCGCAAAAGAAAACAGUUCGCCAAAGCCGGCAAGCAAUUCAAGCCAGCUGACGACAAACUGGUAAGGUUCCCUGGCGGAGGUCUAGCCCUUCUGACGCGCACCACACAGUCAAACACCUCAUAUACGAUCAUGUCAGGUGCCAGCAAGCUUUGGGCCCUGUCACUGACAUACCCGUAUCAAGUAGUCCGAUCUCGAAUACAGAACAAUGCGACGGCUCAUUUGUACCCCACAAUACGAGCUUGCAUCAAGCGCACCUUUGCCGAGGAAGGGUUUCGCGGAUUUUACCGAGGGUUGGGCACCAACCUGGUGCGAGUUUUGCCUGGGACAUGCGUCACGUUCGUUGUGUACGAGAACCUCGCUUGGCUCCUGCGCACGACCGCAGUUCGAGGGGAGCAGCGGAAACGUGCGAUCGAGGAAAGCAGGAUGAGCUGAGACCUGGCUGGACUGAAGUGCCACGAUCAGCGGCACGGAGCUAGGCACCGGCGGCGUGUUGUUGACUGCAAAAAAAUCACGGCUGCUUACGAACAGUGCAUGCAUAGAUUCCUAUCUCUAGAUUUGUCGUCCAUAUAUGUUACCCUAGUCUAGUAGUAAUCGCACCGAGGAGUUCUACCAU
This is a messenger RNA of Fomitopsis serialis, 1329 nucleotides long. RefSeq names its product mitochondrial carrier domain-containing protein. The coding region runs from base 117 to 1148 and encodes 343 amino acids. Gene Ontology annotation, biological process: nucleotide transport; folate import into mitochondrion. The record is from RefSeq and is a predicted model, not a curated record. Lineage: Eukaryota; Fungi; Basidiomycota; Agaricomycetes; Polyporales; Fomitopsidaceae. The transcript is spliced from 6 exons. Gene Ontology annotation, cellular component: mitochondrion. Gene Ontology annotation, molecular function: FAD transmembrane transporter activity; folic acid transmembrane transporter activity.